AUGGUUGCUGGUUUAUUAUUUCUAGUCACAUUUACAAUAAUUAGUUCAUCUCGCGACAGACUACUGACGUAUAAUCACCAGGAAAGAAGAGUUGAUAUUUACCGUGAGGCUUCAGAACCUGAACGACAGUUAGAUAUGAAAAUUGAAGAAACUUUCCAAAACAAGAUCAGAAAUGACCUUGAAGAUAAGUUCUGGUUAGCCGAUACCUCAAUCCAACCUCACGCUCAUAUAAAUAUACCCCAAUAUUAUGACACUAGGAAAAAUUACCAGCAAGAAAAGCCAUUGCUCCAACCAUUUGAUCCCAGAUUCACUUUAGGGUUGUAUUAUUAUUACAUUAAUGAAGAAAUGAAUAGGAACCCCCUUGCUACGCAAAUAGAAAUUCCUUUCAAUUGGUACGAUUGGAUAGACAUGUCGGAAUUGAAUAAAUAUCUCUUAGCUCCAAGACAUCAAAAACCAAAUUGUCAUAUCUUGGAUUCUGAUGCUGAUGCACACAAAAUCGAAGAAAGAAAGAAAAAAGUGGCUAUAAGUAAAUUGCUGGAGGAGGAAAAGAAGAGAUUAUUCGAAGAUUAUGCUCGAUAUGAAAAGGAAAGGAUGGAUGAAAUGAGGAGACUUGAAGAAGAACGGAGAAAAGAGGAGGAAAGAGAAGAGAAGAUAUCAGAAGAAAGAAAAAAGCAAAUUGAACAAGAAGAUCAGAAUAGAAAGAACUUGGAAAAGUUACGAGAAAUACAAGAAGCUAGAGAAAAAGCUAGAAACGAAGGGAAAGAAGAAGAAAAUAAACAUAAACAAUCUGAAAAGGAUAAGGAACAGUUGCAACAGAUACAACAGGAAAAUUCUAACAAAUCUCCUGAUGAUACUAAAGACAACCCCCAAGAGAAUAAAGCUCAAAAGGAUUCGGAUAAAACUCCUCCAGAAGCCCAAAAGGGGGACCAAAUUGUACUCAAUAAACCUGAAAAGCGAGACAAUCUUGGUAAACGAGAUGAAAACUUGGACGAGCCAAAACUUGGCAAGAGAGACCUUCACAGUUUUGGAAAGCGGGAUGAAAGAUUUGACUUGUUACAGCCAGUUCCAGGCGAUAGAAUCGUUCCAAUAGUGGAAACUUUCUGUGUUAAUGAUAUCAAAUUGCCUUAUAAACACAAUGAUGGUCACAGAGUUCAUCCAGGGUUCAAUGUAUUUUUACCACCAGGUAAAACAACCCAACAAAGAGCUAAGCUUGCAGGCAGAUCAUAUAUGUAUUCGUUUGCUCCUCCUCCGAGUCUGGUAUUGUUCUUAACUAAAGAAGGUUCGUAUUCUGUUGGAAUCAAAUCCAACAUCAAGCUUUUGGACAAUGGUAUUCCUGAAUCAUAUAUCCAAGAACAUGGAAAUACCAAAUUAAACGUUCUUACUGAAUAUCAUAAAUUGAAAAAGAAUCAUGCACCUGAUACCCAUAAAGUUAUCAAUGAUUAUGAAAUCCAUAUCCCAGAAGAUAGUUUCAAAGUCAAUUUCGAUGCCAUCAUUAUGGGCUACCAAAGGAAAUUGAACCGUGGACAACUGUUGACUCCAAAGGAACAAAAGUAUUUUGAGAGUUUGAAAUAUUCCGUACAUAAAGUUCAAACUGAUGGGCCAACUAAAUACUUGGAAGAAUCAAGAUUAUUAAACACUUUGUUAGGUGAUCAUUAUGAUUGGAGAUUCUUUUCUGGUGUUAUGUAUGGUACUACUGAAUUGGAAUUAACAUUACAUAGAAUGAUUAGAGCUUGGUUAUCAUUUACCAGAAAAACAGGUAUCACCACUUGGAUAGCCCAUGGUUCUCUUUUAUCGUGGUACUGGAAUGGGUUAGCUUUCCCAUGGGACAAUGAUAUUGAUGUUCAAGUUCCAAUAUUGGAUCUCCAUAAGUUGUCCCUAGAAUACAACCAAACAUUAGUGGUUGAAGACCCUGAAGAUGGCUAUGGUAGAUAUUUCCUUGAUUGUAGUACUUUUAUCACUCAACGUGAAAAGGGUAAUGGACAAAAUAAUAUUGAUGCAAGAUUUAUUGACAUUGACACUGGGUUGUAUAUUGAUAUCACGGCUUUGGCUGUUUCCAACACUGAACCUCCUAAGGAUUAUGAAGAAAUGUUACCUUAUACCUUCCAAAAAAAUGAGGAGGAUUACACGGCGCAAAACUCGUUAUUACAACUUUACAACUGUCGUAACAAUCAUUUUUCAUCAUAUGAAGAACUUUCUCCAUUGAUUAAAACUUCAGUUGAAGGUGAAAUUGGUUAUAUUCCUCAACGAUACCCAUCUAUCCUUGCCCGUGAGUAUCCAACUGGUAUGACAUCACAUAGAUUCUUGGGUCACAUUUUCGUUCCAAGACUAAGAUUAUGGGUCAAGGAAGAAGAUUUAUUCUAUUUCCUUAGAGAUAGAGCCAAGUGGAAUAGAUAUCAUAGUUAUAAUGAACGUGCAGGUGAAGAUCCUGACCAUACACCAUUCUUGGAUUUCUCAUAUUACAUGACUGAGGAUGAAGUUGCUAAAUUGAAUAGAGAUAGAUCAGAAGGGUACAAGAGUCUUCAACAACGUUCGUUCCCAUACUUGAAUGGUGAAGAAGUUCAGCGAGUGAUUAGAAUGAGUGAUAAAGAUCUUCUAGAUUUCCUUAGAAAAGAUGAAGUUUUAAUUCAAUAUUACAAGUAUCGUGCAUUCACUAGUUUCCAUGAACAGGAAAUCAUGAGGUUGACUUUUGGUAAGUCAACCGCCAAUUUGAUGGCUAACCUGCCCGAUUUCCCACCUAUCAAGUAUGAACCAUUUGCAUAUAGGUUGAAGAAUGACUUGGAUAGUUAUGAUGAAAGGAUCAGUAGAUCACUUGCAUUAGAAGCGGCAUAUAAACAGGGAGACGUAAGGGUUUCCAGUAGGGUUCAAGAAGAUAUAUUUGAAUAUCUCAAUUAA
Spathaspora passalidarum NRRL Y-27907 is the source of this 2892-nucleotide messenger RNA. It is a transcript of the gene MNN4, whose product is annotated as Mnn4p. The transcript has a single exon. Lineage: Eukaryota; Fungi; Ascomycota; Pichiomycetes; Serinales; Debaryomycetaceae. The record is from RefSeq and is a predicted model, not a curated record. The coding region runs from base 1 to 2892 and encodes 963 amino acids.